Messenger RNA from Venustampulla echinocandica, 603 nucleotides. RefSeq lists its product as uncharacterized. The transcript is spliced from 2 exons. NCBI's taxonomy places the organism in Eukaryota, Fungi, Ascomycota, Leotiomycetes, Helotiales, Pleuroascaceae. The coding region runs from base 1 to 603 and encodes 200 amino acids. The record is from RefSeq and is a predicted model, not a curated record.
AUGCGCUACAUAUCACGCUCGUUACCUCACAUUCCUGAGAACACGAACGGGCAGAUCAUCCACGUUCCUGUAGAUCUAUUGAAGGGGCCGGAAGAAAUUUCAGCGGCACUCAGAGAAGCCCAAGUGAAGGCGGACUACGUGUUCUUUCUCGCCUACCUACAGCCGGCUCCCAAGCCAGGAGCGUCUUUGUGGUCUAAUACUGAUGAAAUUAAUGCAGUAAAUAGCUAUAUGCUUUCCAGCGCCCUGCAGUCGCUCUCACUAACGUCAAUUCGCCCUCGUCGCGUUGUUCUUCAAACAGGUCUCAAGCAUUAUGGGACACAUUUGGGUCCAACGCCCAUUCCGAACAUGGAAUCUGCAGCUCGACUUUCAUCCCCACCCUUUCCACCAAAUUUCUACUACAAGCAAGAGGACUUGCUCUUUGAAUUUUGCCAAAUCCACUCUCCUUCCACCUCAUGGAACGUCAUUCGGCCGUCUUGGGUGCUCGGUGCCGUCCCGGAUGCGACUAUGAAUAUUUUAUAUCCCCUCGCAAUCUAUGCAUGCGAUCGUGCAGCGAGCCAUGGGAGAGAGCCUGGACUUCCCAGGAGACUAGGAUGGGUGGGAUAA